AGCAUCAUUUAGAGAAAACCUCAUCUUCAAGUCAUUCACCAAGAAUUGGAAGUAGAAAGCAGCUCUUGGGCCUUAGGCAGCUGGAUUGAGACAUCGUGUGCACAUUGGGGAUCAUGAGUCAGAGGCUGAGAGAUGCUCCAAACUUCUGGAGAUGGCACCCAGGAUGUCCUGGAUUCCAACAGCCCUGUUUGUAUGGGGUUUGGAGGCCACCACUGACUGGCUGGGUCACUUUACGCUGUUCACUGCCACAGAGGAUGGUGUGGCCUUUGGAUUUUACAUGCUGGGGAGAAAUCAGGAAUGCUCCAAAAUGGGAAGAAAUUUGAUUCAUCCAGAGACAGAAACAAACCUUUCAAGUUCAGAAUUGGCAAACAGGAAGUCAUCAAGGGUUUUGAAGAGGGCGCAGCCCAGAUGAGCUUGGGGCAGAGGGCGAAGCUGACCUGCACCCCUGAUGUGGCAUAUGGAGCCACGGGCCACCCUGGUGUCAUCCCUCCCAAUGCCACCCUCAUCUUUGACGUGGAACUGCUCAACUUAGAGUGAAGGCAGGAACUCCAGGUGGCUGGAGAUGGCUGCUGCUCACCCUCCUAGCCUGCUCUGCCACUGGGACGGCUCCUCCUGCUUGGGGCUCUUGAUCAGUGUGCAAACCUCACUGCCCCACGGCAUUAUCCAUUAUCUCUGCCCAAGUUGCUCUAUAUGUGUUUGUCAUUGUUCACACCCAUCUUUGCUUGAGGAAACUUUGGUUGCAGAUCCAAACAUUUCAGGUUGUGGAUUUUGCGUGAUGCAUGUAGUAGCCAUUCCUGAUCACAGAACACAAUUUGUUUGCACAAUCUAUACUGCCUUACCUUCACUUAAACCAGACACACAGGUGCUCAGACUUGAAAUGUACAUGGUGUACACAGAGGGACUUGAGCCAGUUACCUUUGCUGUCACAUUCUUAGAAAUUGUUGGCUGCUUACACAAUGUCCUCUUUGAAAAUGGUAUGUAAAAUAAAGGCUCUCUGCUCGACAAAUUCUGUCCAUCUUUA
Manis javanica (Malayan pangolin) is the source of this 1021-nucleotide messenger RNA. Lineage: Eukaryota; Metazoa; Chordata; Mammalia; Pholidota; Manidae. The record is from RefSeq and is a predicted model, not a curated record.